Molecule: messenger RNA, 1497 nt
Organism: Lactuca saligna
Lineage: Eukaryota; Viridiplantae; Streptophyta; Magnoliopsida; Asterales; Asteraceae
Source: the annotation of a GenBank genome assembly
AUGCAAGUCUUCCUCCUCCUCCAUAGACAACUUUCCUUUCUUCUUCUUCUUCUUGUUCUUCCGCUUCUGCUUUUGCUGCAGUUGCAAUGUAGUGGCAUAAGCAAUGAUUCAAAUCAAUCACCAUGUGAUUUAGGAAAACGUUGUCGUUUAAAGGUAGGUACUCAUAUAGUGCCAGCAGUGAUAGUGUUUGGAGAUUCAGUAGUAGAUACAGGAAACAACAAUAACUUAGCGACAGUUUUCAAGGUGAAUUAUCCUCCUUAUGGAAAAGACUUUUAUGGAGGUCAACCCACCGGCAGGUUUUCUAAUGGCAAAGUUCCUCCUGAUCUCAUUGUUGAAGAACUAGGAAUCAAAGAAGUAUUACCACCAUAUCUUGGCCCAAGCCUACCGAUCGAAGAUCUAAGAACCGGAGUGAACUUUGCAUCGGGAGGUGGUGGAUAUGAUCCUCUUACGUCUCAGCUUGCUUCGGUGAUAUCACUUCCGGGACAAAUAGAGUUGUUCAAAGAAUACUUGGAGAAGGUGAAGUCGAUGGCAGGUGAGGAAGCAGUAAAUGAUAUAUUAAGCAAAGGAUUGUUCGUUGUGGUAACAGGGAGUAAUGACGUCACCAAUACGUAUUUUAAUAACCCUCUACGAAGAUACCACUUUGACUUUGAAUCCUACUCUCGUCUUCUCGUGGAUUCUGCUUCAUCAUUCUUACAGGAUUUAUACAAUUUAGGUGUUCGAAGAAUCGGAGUUUUCAGUUUACCACCAAUAGGAUGUCUACCUUCACAAAGAACAUUAGUAGGAGGAAUACAAAGAGAGUGUGUUAAGAACUACAAUGAGUUGGCAGAAUUAUUCAACACCAAGCUAUCAAUGGAGAUUAAUUCUUUAAGCCAACGUCUACCUUUUGCAAAGAUGGUUUACGUUGAUGCUUACUAUCUUCCACUUGAUAUGAUCCAAAACCCUGCAAAAUAUGAAGAAAGAGCUGCAACUAGCAAAUUACAGGCUUCAGGACCAAUAUCAGGAAUCAAGAAUCUAGCAUCGUUGAAUACCGAGAACGAGUUGAGAUCCCUUUUGACCGCGAUCAGGAAUCAAGAAUCUAGCAUCGUUAAAUACCGAGAACGACGUAUCAACAAUGGCGGAUUGGCGGGAGAUGAAGAGAGACUUGAGAAUGUAUUGAUAGUAAAUGGAAGUGUAGAUGAAUCCUGGUUGUUGAGAGUUCCAGUUGAAGAAACCGAGUGCGAGUUGAAGCUAGAUCCGCCGGUAAUCCGGCUUCGACAAUACUUUUUUGACCACCGGAGGCCGACGAUGGAGAUGCUAGGAUGUUGCCGCCUCCAUCAAUCGGUUGUUGAAGCACAUCAGAAGACGAUGUGCUUUACUUUUAGACUAAAUUGCACAAAUGGGAGAAUUGAUGGAUUUCAAGGUCCGAUGAUGACGAUCCUCGCGGAGGUUCAACAACCAUCGGUUGUGGGGAAGAAACAAAACUACUGGAGACGUAGGGAGGAAAUAGAUGGGAGGUGA